Molecule: messenger RNA, 3430 nt
Organism: Triplophysa rosa
Lineage: Eukaryota; Metazoa; Chordata; Actinopteri; Cypriniformes; Nemacheilidae
Product: solute carrier family 66 member 2
Exons: 5
Coding region: 406-1221 (271 amino acids)
Biological process (GO): retrograde transport, endosome to Golgi; phospholipid translocation
Cellular component (GO): endosome; trans-Golgi network
Source: RefSeq, a predicted model, not a curated record
GGAAGUCCUGUUAUGAACAUAAAUCAGCUGUAGCAGUGAGGAUCUCAUCUGCAUAGAAUAUUUUACAGAGCUCUUUUUUAUCCUUUUCACAGACCACGAUCCGGAAGUAAACAUAAUCUAAUGAUGAUCCAUUCAGAGGACUCGUUUUUCUCAAGUAUUAUUUGCCGGAAUAAGGAAGUACUUGAAUGAAUUUGCUCCAGUGAGUCAGAGGAUGGUGAUUGAGACAAUGAAAGUGUAUUUACUGUCUGUUGCCAGAGUAUAUCCGUUAUUCUUAUAGAAAACGAAGGUUAAUGUGUAAAAAUAACCCAUCAAAGAACGAGUAGUUUUUCUUUUAUGAAAUUUGUGGCUUGCUAUCACCAGGCAGCUGCAUUUAGUUCUCUUGACAAAGGACAGACACAUCAGUAAAUGAUGGAGAAUGAGCUCUUGGAUCAGAUCACGCAUGUCGUUCAUCAACUUGUCUCUUGGGUUGCAUCUUUUGCCAUCAUAUUUGGAGGAGUUGUGCCAUACAUUCCUCAGUACAGGGAUAUUCGUAGGACUCAGAAUGCUGAAGGAUUCUCCACCUAUGUUUGCCUAGUGUUGCUGGUAGCCAACAUAUUAAGAAUACUGUUUAGGUUUGGACAUUACUUUGAGACUCCUCUGCUUUGGCAGAGUAUAAUCAUGAUCAUCACAAUGUUAAUCAUGCUGAAGCUGUGCACCAAUGUCCGGAUGGCCACUGAACUCAACACCAAACACCGCUCAUUCACAGCCACAGACAGCAAGGAUGAGGAAAUUAAAGUUCCUAAGCGCCUCUUUCUGGACUUUGACUGGAAUUACUUCUGGUCUUGGAGUCGUUUCAUGGAUUACCUGCAGUGUGUUCUAGCCUUCACGGUGCUGGUCACCUACGUGACAUAUCUGCUGCUGGACUCUGUUCUGUUCAUAGAGUCUCUGGGUUUCCUGGCCGUAUUCACGGAGGCCAUGUUGGGAACUCCACAACUGUACUGCAACUACCAAAAUAAAUCCACUGAAGGCAUGAGCAUUAAGAUGGUGUUGAUGUGGACCAGUGGAGACACUUUUAAGACCGGUUACUUCCUGUUGACUCAGGCUCCUAUGCAGUUUUGGAUCUGUGGUCUCUUGCAGGUGUGCGUGGACAUCGCCAUACUCUUCCAAGUGUACUACUACAGUCUCUAUCCACAGAAACCUGUCUCACACACUACACACACCACCAGCGCAAAGGCCCUAUGAAACAUACACUCCCACACACAUUAACAUACAUACGGUUUGGACACUGGGCAUUCAGAUGAGAAAAACAAAAUUGGGUGGAUCAGAGUAGUUACCUUUUUUAAUGAGAACUGAUUUACGGAUAUAUAGUAUGGCGUAUGUAUGGGUAUCUGUAUGAUGAUGGAACAAGGAAUGUGCUCAAUAGUCUACAUCUACAACAUUGGCCCCAAGCAGUAUUUGUUCACCAACCACACUUGUGUAAAUGUCCUUGCAGUAGAAAAAAAAAUAUUAAAACAGAUGACAUCUACAAACAAAUGUUUAUACAGCUUUUUGCAGAACUAACUUAAAUUUUCUAAGAUGUCUUGGGAAUCUUUGGGUGUCUUGCACCAUGUCUACACCGGAAGCGACACACGGCUUGUUCUAAUGGGAUUGUUGCGUUGCACCGCGCAGCAUCCAGUGUGGACAAUUUUUUUAUUAUAAUGGGUUCUAUUGCAUUCUAUUGUCUUUUGUCGCAUCGCGCCACGACGCGUCCGAUGUAGACACGCUGUUAGGAGAGUAAGCAGUCACAGGUUUUGUUCAUCACAUUACAUUUUAUUUAAAACUAACUUUUUUCCUUUUUUGCUUAAAAUGUUUACUUUUAAUGCUUACAAUGUGUACAAAAGAAUGCCACUUUGUUUGAUAUUUUGUUUUCUAAUGCAGUGCGAUUGAGACAUUAAGUAUGACUUAAGUUUUCUAAUACUUGGGGCCAUUGUAUGUGCAUAUAGGUAGAACCAACUGCUACACAAAGCGAUGCGUAUGUGCGGUAUCAUAUGGAAAUUUUAUUUAUAUUCACAUAAAAACACGCCAGCCAAGGGCAAUCAUGACGGUUAUGGAGACUUUUGCCUUACAGACUCCAGAAUGACUGGAAAUAUAUCUGACAUCAGAAUAAUGAAUGUAGAAGCUUUUACCAGAUGAAUGCAGUUUUACUUGGUUUUGAGAAUAUAAAGAGAUGUUUACCUCAAUAGACUGGUGUAGUGUUUUACACACACAAGGCCAAGUGAAGAGCACACCAAAAAUCAACCCUUCGCAUUUCAUGGUGUAGUUAGUAGCAGAGGUAGGAGACAAUCUGUACAUUGUUUCUAAAAAAUUGAUAGAAAAGUCUCCUUUUUUGUUUUAGAUAUGUAUCGCAAUCAUACUUUUACGUUACCAUGUUUAUUGAGUGUUCAGUUAGGUUAGGACGACUGAAUAAGAGUUUAUAUACUUACAUUUGACUAGAGAUACUUUGGUAAGUAUUUGCGGCAUAUGAGUUUUAUCUGACUUCAAGGCUAAGUGGUUCACCCCUUAUCCCUAAACAUGGCUCAAAUAUAGUCAUGAUGUUACACACCAUUCACACAGAUGUUUUUGUUUGUUUUAGACAUUCGCACUAAUGUAAUUUUGUCCACAUGAGCAUUCCAGAAUCAUAGUCAAAUGGUAAUAGUCAGAACCCUAUACUUGCCUCAACUGAAUUCUCACCAUUUAGAUUAAAUGGAUUACAUUAGAUUACAGGAGGGUUAUAUUUGAUUACUUUUGUUAUUACUUUUAUUUUUAUUAUCUUUUACUUAUUUAUUAUUUAUUUCUAUAUUCCGUCAUGUCUUUUUGUUUACCUGCUUGAUCUGAGACAUUACAAUAAGUAUUUGACUUGAGCUUCAUCUAUGUGGUGUUUGUCUUUCUGCUAUUACUAUAUUCUGUUACGGUAAAUUUGAUUGUUAGAGUGAUUUUAUGUUUUUAUCUAAUUUUCUAUCAUUUUAAACAAUCUCCUAUUUAAGGUUCUUGUCCUUUGAUGAAUGAAAGUAGUAGUAUGGACGUCUGUUCCCUUUGUGCUGAAUAUGAUUACUUGCGCUGUUCCCAUAGAAAUUAGUAUGGUUACUUUUAUCUUUGCAUCCUCAAAGUUUUUUUUGUUGCAAUACCAUUCCAUCCAAAUAUUGUCGUUAUUGUUAAGUUGGAUAUCAUUGUUUACUCCACAUAUUUGUAAUGCUGCUUUUUUAAGUUUUGUUAAUAAAUUUCUUGAAAAAUAUGCUGUUUUGUCAUUUAUAUCUGAAUUAAUAUAUAAUUUAUAAUUAAGAAAUAGUUUUACAAUCAGAUUUACCACAGAUGCAUACAGUGUGUACCUUUUAUCAAUAAAAAAACAAACAAUGUUUUUAAACCACUUCUAAUCUGUUGAGUUUGGAUAUCGCUGCUGUCCUUCUGAAACCUCGUAUCUCCAUAUUUCAUGAUU